AUGAACAGACUGGUAAAGAGACCAAAGCCUCAAAUUCUAAAUGUUGAUUUGCACGAGUUUCCAAUAAAGACUUACCAGCGCCCCACAGUAGAAGACUUGCGUCAGGCAGAAAUAGAAAUCAUAAGGCAAGUACAAAGUACUAGUUUUGAAAGGGAAGUCAAAUGUCUCCUUAGUCAAAUGUCUACAAAACAGUCUGCUAUCGGCAGGGAUUCGUGUCUUUAUCGACUAAGUCCAGUUAUUGAUGAAAAUGGACUCAUUCGUGUCGGAGGGCGUUUGAACAAUGCUUCAUUAAACUAUGGUUCUAUACACCCCAUCGUCUUACCUCGGAAAUGUCAUGUGACAAAACUGUCUUGUCGCAAACUUCGAGGUUCUGUACAAGACCAAAGGUCAAUGUCAGACUUACCAUUUGAUAGAGUUGAUGCCUGCACACCACCAUUUACAUAUAGUGGUGUAGAUUUCUUUGGCCCUUUCCAUGUUAAGGAAGGUAGGAAAGAUUUGAAGCGAUACGGUGUAUUGUUUACGUGCCUUACCUGUCGUGCUAUUCACAUUGAAAUAGCAAACACACUAGAUACUCAUUCUUUCAUAAAUGCGCUUCGCCGCUUUCUGUCUGUAAGGGGCCCAAUCCGCCAGUUAAGGUCUGAUAGAGGUACUAAUUUUGUAGGCGCUGAACGAGAACUCCGCGAAGCGGUCUCAGAAAUGAAUAAUGAUAAAAUUACCAAUUUCUUACUUAAAGAGGGUUGUGAUACCUUUUUGUUCAAAUUUAAUGUACCUUCAGCAAGCCAUAUGGGCGGUGUCUGGGAGAGACAGAUACGCACUGUCAGGAAUAUACUCUCAGGUCUUUUACAUAAUUUCGGAGGUCAGCUUGAUGAUGAAGCUUUACGUACCUUUGCGUGUGAGGUAACAGCAAUUGUAAAUAGUAGACCCUUGUCGGUCGAGAAUUUAAAUGAUCCUUUGUCUGCGGAACCGCUUACCCCUAAUCACUUACUUACCAUGAAGACACAGGGUCCUCCUCCCUCCUCCAGGGAAUUUCAUAAGUACUGA
This is a messenger RNA of Ruditapes philippinarum (Manila clam), 1041 nucleotides long. RefSeq lists its product as uncharacterized. The transcript has 2 exons. Lineage: Eukaryota; Metazoa; Mollusca; Bivalvia; Venerida; Veneridae. Gene Ontology annotation, molecular function: nucleic acid binding. Gene Ontology annotation, biological process: DNA integration. Bases 1 to 1041 code for a protein of 346 amino acids. The record is from RefSeq and is a predicted model, not a curated record.